Molecule: messenger RNA, 1794 nt
Organism: Cyphellophora europaea CBS 101466
Lineage: Eukaryota; Fungi; Ascomycota; Eurotiomycetes; Chaetothyriales; Cyphellophoraceae
Exons: 2
Coding region: 1-1794 (597 amino acids)
Molecular function (GO): copper ion binding; oxidoreductase activity
Source: RefSeq, a predicted model, not a curated record
AUGUACUUCAUUACAGCUCUUGUCCUAUCCGCGGCCCUUGGCUCACAUGGGGUAUCAGGGCUCAGUCGCUGGGGCGGGGAAUGCCCCUGGAAGGGAAGAACUGUACAAGGCACCCAUCCACAGCACGAUGUUCCCGAUACAGGGGAGAUACGGUACUACGACUUCACGAUCGCUCGCGCUACAAUCGCCCCUGAUGGUGUGGACAGAGCUUCAAUAUUGGUCAAUGGACAGUUUCCAGGCCCUCUGAUCGAGGCAAACUGGGGCGACUGGGUUGAAGUCAACAUCGUGAACGACAUUCGAGACCCCGAGGAGCCCACUAGUAUUCACUGGCAUGGUUUCAACAUGCCUGGCACACCUUGGUUUGACGGUGUUCCAAUAACCAGCCAGUGUCCGCUCAUUCCAGGACACAACUUAACAUAUCGUUUUCGGGCAGAUGAAUACGGAACGUCUUGGUAUCACUCACACGUCUCUGCUCAAUAUACCCAGGGCAUUGUCGGACCUAUCGUGGUUCAUGGCCCGAGUGAUCACGUUGAGUAUGACGAAGAUCUGGGUCCGGUUCUGAUCUCUGAUUGGUACCAUGGUUGUUUUACUGAUCUGCUCGAGAAGGCUCUCGGGCCUUCUACUCAGCUGGACGACAUAAGACCGUUAGCGGAUUCGAAUCUCCUAGCGGGCGCGGGUCGGUACCCCUGCACUGAUAUCACGGAUGGUACCCCUUGCACGGAUAACGUGCCUUAUAAGCGGUGGGAUGUAGAAGCCGGCAAAACCUAUCGGAUGCGUUUCGUCAACACUGGCAGCAGCUCGUUCUUCACGGUCUCUCUAGACAGUCAUGCCUUCACUGUCAUGGCUGUGGAUUUCGUGCCCGUGGAGCCCCAUCAAGUGGACAAAUUGGUUCUCUCCGUUGGGCAAAGGAUCGAUGUGAUAUUUACGGCCUCGGCAGAUUCAACGCAAUCGUAUUGGCUUCGAGCUUCAAACAGCGAGAUAUGCUCCGACACCCAAGCGGACAGCGAUGCGCUAGCUAUCAUCGCCUAUCCAAACGCACCGGCCGAAACCGCUCCUCAAUCAGUCGGCAUUGCUCAUCCCGCCAACCCUGUGUGCGAUACUGGUGACAUCUCACUGCUUCAUCCUGUCUAUUCUAUGCCGGUACAAGCUCCCGACCUCACGCUAAGUCUACACCUGAAUGCCGUUUUCUUUCCGGCGGGCCAUCUUCGCUAUGUUAUCAACAACCAAACUUUCGACUCUUCCAAUCUUUAUGGCCAGCCACUCCUGCACUCGGUUCUGGACGGCGUUACAACGUUUCCGCCUGAGAAUCAUGUCUAUUCGACGUACUCGGCACGUAUAGUUCGGCUUGUUCUCGUUUCCGAAUUCUUGCCACCUCAUCCUAUGCAUCUGCACGGCCACGACUUCCAGGUUCUGGCUCAGGGUGUUGGAGAGUGGGACGGAACGAUUACGAACCCCAUAAACCCUCUGAGGAGAGACGUCCAAGCGAUGCAUUUCGGUGCCAACGCGAGUGACCCGAACAUUGGUCCCAACUAUGUGGUUUUGCAGUACGAGGCCGACAAUCCCGGAGUGUGGCCGAUUCACUGCCAUCUAGCGUGGCAUCUGGCCGCGGGAAUGGUAACCUCGCUCAUUGAGAGGGCGGACGAGCUCCAAGCUAUGAAGAAUGAUGUGCCGGUGGAGGUGCUGGAGACCUGUACGCUCUAUAAUGAUUGGGCAAGGAGGCAAGAGGGCGUUUGGGGCGAGGCGGGUCCUGGGUUGGAAGCCGUGCCAGCUGCUGCAUCGCCGAAGCGUCGAUGA